AUGACCACCCCCGAAGACACGCCCGUUGGCCGCCGCCUGCGUACGGUCAAAAACAUCAUCAUCGUCUGCUCCGGUAAAGGCGGAGUGGGCAAGUCCUCAGUCUCGACUCAGCUCGCCCUCACCCUGCGCGCAUCCUCUCCGACGGCACGGGUUGGGAUCCUGGACGUCGAUCUGACGGGGCCGUCUAUCCCGCGGAUGCUCGGCGUCGACGGGCACCCGGUGCACCAGAGCAGCGACGGGUGGGUGCCGGUGUACGCGGACGGGAGCGAGGGGCGGCUGGGGUGCAUGAGCGUCGGCUUCCUGCUGAAGCGCAAGGAGGACUCGGUCGUCUGGCGCGGGCCCAAGAAGAACGCGAUGAUCCGGCAGUUCCUGAGCGACGUCCGGUGGGGGGAGCUCGACUACCUCGUCAUCGACACGCCGCCUGGCACGUCGGACGAGCACCUGUCGCUGGUGGAGCACAUGGCUCCGGUGCGAGACCGGGUGUGCGCGGUGGUGGUGACGACGCCGCAGGCGGUCGCGCUGCUGGACGCGAUGAAGUGCGUGUCGUUCACGCGGGCGACGGCGCUGCCGGUGCUCGGGCUGAUCGAGAACAUGAGCGGGUACGUGUGCCCGUGCUGCGGGGAGGUCUCGAACGUGUUCUCCACCGGGGGCGGGGAGGAGCUGGCGCGGCGGGAGGGGCUGGCGUUCCUGGGGAGCCUGCCGAUCGACACGGAGCUCGUCGGGCUGCUGGACGGGGCGGAGGGGGAGCGGCCUGGGGAGGACGGGGCGGCGCUGGCGGAGGGGGGGAGCAGGCGGUCGUUCGAGCUCCUGGCGCGGUACGAGAAGACGGGGACCGCGCCGCUGUUCACGAAGAUUGUCGACAAGGUUCUGGGGCGGCUGGCAGGGGACGGGCAGCCUGCAGGCUCUCUUGACAGGCCGUGA
Molecule: messenger RNA, 921 nt
Organism: Epithele typhae
Lineage: Eukaryota; Fungi; Basidiomycota; Agaricomycetes; Polyporales; Epitheliaceae
Product: P-loop containing nucleoside triphosphate hydrolase protein
Exons: 2
Coding region: 1-921 (306 amino acids)
Biological process (GO): iron-sulfur cluster assembly
Cellular component (GO): cytosol
Molecular function (GO): ATP-dependent FeS chaperone activity; ATP binding; 4 iron, 4 sulfur cluster binding
Source: RefSeq, a predicted model, not a curated record